GGCAGCGGCCGCCCCUGUCCCGGGCACCGUCCUGCCUCGGGCACCGCCCUGCCCCUCUCCCGUUCCCUCUGCGCUCCCUCUCAUUUCUGUCGCCCCCUUCACCCCCGUCCCAAAGCCUGGAGCGCGACCCUUCAGGCAUCGCCGGCGCAAAGCCUGCGGUCAUGCUGCCUGGCAGGAAGGGACACSUGUCCCCCGGACCGGGUUGCUUGUUAAUCGAAGAACUGAAAAAUAACUGAGGUGAAUUUAGUUGRUCUGUAGAAGUCCGUGGUGGACACCUGUCGCUCUUGCUUGGGSCAGCAGGGAAGGAGCCAUUCGGUGUGUGUGACAACGGGCUGCUUGCACGUACUGUGUGUAAAUUUUGGAUUAAAUAGCCCCUGACAAAGAGCCCACAAAUCAGAGCACAGAGCCCAGACCCAGGGGUCUCUCAGCUCAAACCCUUGCCCCUGACAAGGCAGUCUUUCUCUGUUAAUUUUGCAGCAUUUGGUACAUGGUUGSAACUGUAGCAACAGAAAUAGUGAGGAUUUCUUUUCUUUCAAUGUGGAUCUGAUUGUUGAACCACUCAUCCGCCUCGCCUCGGCAAGGCAUGGAUCCAGGCAAAGAACGGGUGCAUCUGCUUCUCAGGGCCCUAUCCACAUGGCCAAAGACUUCUUUAUGCUUUUUCAGCCUGUGUUGGUACAAUUCCCUUCAUUUUUUUCUUUCAAAGAUUCCAGUAAAGAAUUCAUGCAUCAUGAAUUUGAGCAUGCUCUGAAGGCAGUCCCUGGCUUUCAGUGAGUGGACCUGAUUAGUCUUGUCUACCGAGAUAAUUUGCUAAUUGCUGCUAUUCAGGCAAAAACCAGUUCUUCAGUAUCUGAGGAUGGAUAAAGACUUCCGCUACUACUUCCAGCACCCGUGGUCUCGCUUAAUCGUGGCUUACUUAGUGAUCUUCUUUAACUUCUUAAUAUUUGCUGAGGACCCAGUAUCUCACAGCCAGACAGAAGCCAAUGUUAUUGUUGUUGGUAAUUGUUUCUCCUUUGUAACAAAUAAAUACCCUGAAGGAGGAGGCUGGAGGUUUUUGAAGGUGUUUCUGUGGCUGCUUGCCAUUCUCACAGGACUGAUAGCUGGAAAGUUUCUCUUCCAUCAGCGCUUGUUUGGUCAGUUGCUCCGUCUGAAAAUGUUUCGAGAAGACCAUGGGUCUUGGAUGACGAUGUUCUUCAGCACCAUCCUCUUCCUCUUCAUAUUUUCUCACAUUUAUAACCUGUUCCUUAUUAUGGCAGGGAAUAUGAGUGCAUACAUUAUAACAGACUUCAUGGGCAUCAGGAAUGAAAAUUUUAUGAAGGUAGCUGCAGUUGGGACUUGGAUGGGAGAUUUUGUCACAGCGUGGAUGGUCACAGAUAUGAUGCUUCAGGAUAAACCCUACCCAGACUGGGGAAAGUCUGCCAGGGCUUUCUGGAAGAAAGGAAACAUUAGGAUCAUUUUAUUCUGGACGGUUCUGUUUACUCUGACCUCUGUAGUUGUGCUCGUCAUCACUACYGACUGGAUCAGCUGGGACAAGCUGAAUCGUGGAUUUCUGCCCAGUGAUGAGGUCUCAAGAGCCUUCUUGGCUUCUUUCAUCUUGGUGUUUGACCUUCUUAUUGUCAUGCAGGACUGGGAGUUUCCACAUUUUAUGGGCGAUGUUGAAGUGAAUCUUCCAGGCUUGCCCUCAGCACAUAUGCAAUUCAAAUUACCUUAUUUCCAAAAGAUACUGAAAGAGGAAUAUCACAUACAUAUAACAGGCAAAUGGUUUAACUAUGGAAUUAUCUUCCUUGUUUUAAUCUUGGAUCUGAAUAUGUGGAAGAACCAAAUAUUUUACAAACCUCAUGAAUAUGGUCAAUAUAUCGGYCCUGGACAGAAGAUCUACACAGUGAAGGACUCAGAGAGCUUGAAAGACCUCAAUAGAACUAAGCUAUCAUGGGAGUGGAGAUCCAAUAACACCAACCCGCUGACCAACCGGACCUAUGCYGAAGGGGACAUGUUCCUGCACAGCAGAUUCACAGGCUCUAGCCUUGAUGUCAAAUGCCUGGCUUUUAUUCCAAGUUUGCUGGCUUUUGCAUUGUUUGGUUUCUUCAUCUGGUUCUUUGGGCGAUUUCAGAAAACUGACCAAGGCAUGGAGAAUUUAGACAAAUCGUACACAAGAAUGAAACGAAAGUCACCGUCAGAUAUGGGAAUGACACGAGAAAAUACACAGGUGUUAGAAGAACCAUUGAAUUUUCAAGAACCCCAUAUGGUAUCCAUAAAAUCAGACUUAAGUGAAAUAGUUUUUAAUUCUUCUCUCCUGACUUCUGAAAACUUGAACGCACAACUGAAUGAACAAGACAGCCCUUUACAGCCAGUACCAGAGUCCUCUGUCCCUAAGAAUAAUCCUGUGACAUAGAAGCACAUACCCAGGAAAUCAGUUUAAAUAAGCAGUUACUAUAAGAUUGCAGUUUUACCUUUUGUAAGUUAAGAUUUACAUAGUGUUUAGAAUAAGAAACUCAACCUAUACCAAGAGGUGCUCAGCAUGCUUUUUCUAGGAAUUUUGAUUUUUAUUUGUAUUAUAGUACGUGCCUAUUGUAUAUCUAACAUUCCUUUAUAGAUUGCUUCCCAAAAUUGCACAAGCUAUUUAUGAAUACAUUAACUGUAUAAUAGUGUAUUAGAUGAUUACUUGCAGGUAUAAAAUUCUACCGUGGUGGUGCCUUGAGACAUUAAACUGUUUUUUAACUCAAUGCCAGGUGUAUAGCACAGUUUCUCAUCUGUUUUGCAAAGCUUUUUGUAUAUGUUGUUUCAAGUAUCAUUUGAUGUCUUGACAGAGAAGAUAAAUAUACUWAUUCCUAAAGAAGGUUUUCUGUUAGGGCAUUACAGCUUGACUUUGUUAUUUAUUCAUCUGUGAAAUCAGAGAUUUUGAUGACCAGACUGCAGAGAAGCAUGUUGAUUACCUUUUAAUUUUUCUGGCUAGCUGCCAAACACAAAUACAAAUUUAUUAUGCAGUAAGCAGCAGAGACAUAAUACAGCAUGGGUCACUAGUUGUGAAAAUAUGAGUUUCUCCAUCAGUAAUAGCAAUUAGGUGAUAAUGCCUAAUUAUGUUUUUCUUAAUUAAAAAUAAACUGCUCCUUGAUUAAAAGUUUUGCCCUUCACCUUUUAGAAACAGGGGUGAAAAUACAUGGUUGAAGCAACUCUUUCCAUCAUCAUUCCAACCCCAUGCAACAUCAAAGAGCCAAUGGAGUGAUUACAAUAAAGGACACAAAGCCCAUUAAAUCCAGUAUUUUUGCAAUUCAGUGCAGAUAUGGUCUGGGUAUAUAUGAAAUAAAUGGAGGAACACACUGCAUAUAGUCUAAUUUCUCCAAAUAUUGAAGAAAUGUUUAAGGUUUUUAAUAAAAAUAAAUUAAUACUUGAAUUUUAUUGCACAUUUUCUUUUUCUUCUUCAUUCAUUAUCUAUGUGUAUUCAUAACCUGGAAUCAGAAAUAAAGACAAACUGGGGUUUUUGGUUUUUUUKSYUUUUUUGAAGGG
Messenger RNA from Malurus melanocephalus (red-backed fairy wren), 3501 nucleotides. RefSeq names its product transmembrane protein 117 (gene TMEM117). Bases 854 to 2389 code for a protein of 511 amino acids. Gene Ontology annotation, biological process: intrinsic apoptotic signaling pathway in response to endoplasmic reticulum stress. The transcript is spliced from 9 exons. The record is from RefSeq and is a predicted model, not a curated record. NCBI's taxonomy places the organism in Eukaryota, Metazoa, Chordata, Aves, Passeriformes, Maluridae.